UUCUGAAACUUACUCGUAUUUUUCAAGGAAUGAUAUCAUUCUUCGCGCUUUUUAUUAUGCUAAUGACCAUUAUAGUUCACGUAUCUCUGACAAUACAAUUUCAAACGAGUGACUCAUCGAUAAUGCAACCGUACUAUAACGCAUUUGUUUCUCCAUAUACAUUGAAAAACGACUGCAAUGCUAAUACAGUAUAUUGCUUCAAUAGUGAAGAUUGCUUUAAUAAAUGUUCUGUAUUUUAUAAAAUGGAAUUCGCAUGUUUGAAAGGCGUAUGUAAAAUCGCUCAGUCAGAAGAGCUACAAAACAAAUGCAGUUUAGAAAAAGGAGUUGCUCCGUAUUUAAUAAGUGUACCGGAGUUGAGAUCUCUAGAUUGGCUAUGUAAAUCAAUAGAUUUAGGCAUUGUAAAGUAUGACAAUAAAAAGAAAUAUGUCAACGUUAUGUGCAAAGGAGGAACUAUUUCAACAAAUUAUACUGAUGGAUAUCCUCAACAACACGAUUGUACUUGCCCUAUCUCAAUGGUAUACGGAAUAGUGCCAGCAACAGAUCUCAAACGACAGCACGUUGAGUGUGUUGCGGAAAAUAAUCGUUGGAUCUAUGAAACUAACCAAUUGAUUUAUAAUAGAUGAACGAAAAGUUAUCAUUAGAUUGUCGGUACAGUAAUAUUACACUGUUGUUUGUAUGCACUUGAUAAUAUUGAAGUUUGUAUUAUGAAGUAGAAAAGAGCUUUUUGUAUUGAGUAAUUACAAAUACACUCGGCUACCCUAAUACUUUUCUUUUAUCAUAAAAGCAAUUGCCAACUGAGAAAGAUUUUUUUCGAAAAAAUUUUUUCAAUCAGUAAUUUUUGAAAGAUGAGUCGUAUUC
Molecule: messenger RNA, 858 nt
Organism: Chelonus insularis
Lineage: Eukaryota; Metazoa; Arthropoda; Insecta; Hymenoptera; Braconidae
Exons: 1
Coding region: 30-623 (197 amino acids)
Source: RefSeq, marked provisional